AGACAGCAAACCGCUGGGUCGUGUUGGACUUUAUUUAACACUGAUUGUCUCUGCAUAAACUGAUUGACGGAAGAAAAAAAAAAAAAAAAACAUCCACAGAUCCGCAUGCCAAUUGGGCUGAAUCCUCCAGGCGCUUGACAGUGAGCGGGUAGCGUUGGCUGAAACCAUAGGCGUGGUUUUGGAGAGAGAUGCUCCGUCUGCUCCCGCUGGGAUCCCCACCUGCCCUCACACCGCGUCUGUCACAGCGCCAGCUGGCGUUCUCCUCUGCUCCACACACCACACUUCUGAUUAGUUUUCAUCAGUACCACAAAGGAUACGCGCUUGCAUUUUUCGUCCAGGUUGUUGUGUAAUUGCAGAUCAGAGGUAACUCCGAGUUCGGCGGCGAAGAAAGCGCCCCUCGGUGGAGAUAACCGGAGCGGACAACGCGGUGCUUGGCCUCCUGGCAGCAGCAGCAGCGGGGGAAGGAAGCACGACAGAGACCCUGGUUUGAUGUGUAGGGCUGCUCGACGCGCAAGUCGUGCCCGCCGCGGUUUACAAGGAUGGAAAAUACACGCAGAAUACCCAGGAGACUGCUCUGGCUUGGCUUCCUUGUGGUGGCGUCUGUUGUACUUUCAGUGGAGAGCAAGAGACCCAGGCAGCAGCGCUGUCCCAUGUCAUGCACAUGCACCAAAGAUAACGCGUUGUGCGAAAGCGCAGUGUCGAUUCCUCGCAGCUUUCCCCCCGAUGUCACAUCUCUAUCAUUUGUCAAAUCGGAAUUCACCGAAAUCGCUAAGGAGAGGUUCAUCCACAUCCCUGCCCUGCAUCUCCUCUUGUUCACAGCAAAUAACCUGGAAUCUAUAAUCGAGGAUGCUUUCCUUGGACUUCCUCAUCUCGAAUAUCUAUUUAUAGAAAACAACCAAAUCCAGUCGAUAUCACCAUAUGCUUUCCGGGGACUGAAAACCUUGGUGCACCUGAGUCUGGCUUACAACAAUCUGGAGACUCUCCCUAAAGAUUUGUUCAAAGGUCUCGAGGCCUUGACAAAAGUAGACUUGCGUGGGAAUCACUUCAUGUGUGACUGUAAGCUGAAGUGGUUAGUGGAGUGGAUUUACAGCACCAAUGCCACCGUGGACCAAAUUUACUGUAAAGGCCCAGCCUCACAGUUGGACAAGAAGAUCAAUGACCUGUCGCCGCAGUCCUUCGACUGCAUCACCACAGAGUUUUCUCCCUACCAGUCCCUGAAAUUUGAAUCCAUAUCAGUGGAAGCAUUUUCUUUCAGGAAUGACCAGUAUGUUGUCUUUGCCCAGCCAUUCAUUGGGAAAUGUGGCUUCCUUGAAUGGGAUCACGUUGAGAUGAACUUCAGAAACUUUGACGAUAUUGACAGUACAUCCACUGUGAUCUGCAAACCUCUAGUCAUUGACAACCAGCUGUUCAUCAUUGUGGCUCAGCUGUUCGGAGGCUCCCACAUCUACAAGCGGGACACCUCUGCCAACAAAUUCAUUAAGCUUCAAGGCAUUGACGUCCUGAAAAUCCGCAAGCCAAAUGAUGUAGAGACGUUCCGCAUUGAUGGAGAGUCCUUCUUUGUCAUAGCAGAUAGCUCCAAGGCCGGCUCCACCACUAUCUACAAGUGGAACGGCAAUGGAUUCUACUCUCACCAGUCCCUCCACCCGUGGUACCGCGACACCGACGUGGAAUACCUGGAGAUCUCCUCCAAGCCUCACCUGAUCUUGUCAAGCAGCUCCCAGAGGCCCGUCAUCUACCAGUGGAACAAAGCCACCAAGCAUUUCGACAGACGAACCGACAUCCCGGAGAUGGAGGACGUUUACGCCGUGAAGCACUUUCAGGUCAAAUCGGAUCUCUACAUCUGCCUGACGCGCUUCAUCGGCGACUCCAAGGUGAUGCGCUGGGAUGGCGCCCUCUUUACAGAGUUACAGACCAUGCCCUCUCGAGGCUCCAUGGUGUUCCAGCCCUUCACUGUGGGCAGCUGGCAGUACGCCAUUCUGGGCAGCGAUUACUCCUUCACCCAGGUGUACCGCUGGGAUGCCAAGAAGGGCGAAUUUGUUCGCUUUCAGGAGCUCAACAUUCAGGCGCCAAGGGCCUUUUCUCCAGUUUCCAUUGACAACCGUCAGUUUCUGCUAGCCUCCAGUUUCAAAGGGAAAACUCAGAUCUACAAGCAUUUAGUCAUUGAUCUGAGUAAUUGAGAGAUUGUUCUUUUUUUUCUAUUGAAUGGUUAGUUAUUUUUGUGAUCUUUUUUUGUGUACAUGAAGAAGUCUAAUAGCAGAUGGAGCACUAAAACCGUUUAGAAAUUUAUGGUCCUAACUUUAGAAAUUUAUAUUCACUCAUUUUUCAAAUCAAUCACAAUCUCUGCAUGACAAGUUUAAAGAUAAAAAGUAAAUUUCUCAACUUAAAUAAUCUGUCUGAGAGGCAUGCAUCAUUAGAUCCAAUAUUUUUUCAAGUUAUUAAUGCACGAAAAGCCAGAAGCAGGCCAUCAAUAACCCAACCAAUCUAAAAUUGGCCUUAAAAGGUUUAUAUCAAUUUGUGAUCAAGCUUUUACAAUAUUUGACAUAGUUUAUACAGUUACUCUCCAGUGUAUAACGAUUUACAGAAAAUAAUUAUGCUUUUUAAACUGUUGACAUGUUUUAGCUGAACAAAUCUGCUGAAAAGCAAUGUUUACAUUUUUCUGUCUUUCCAUUUGUAUGCUACAAAGAUUUGUAAAUGAUGCUUUUGUAAGUUUAGAGCAGGGCCAUGGCAGACAAGUUGUAUUUCUCAGAAGUUGAUUUGAGUUCAUUAUACAUAAAAUUUGACAAAAAAUAUAUAUAUGUAUACAGAAGGUUCCUACUCAUUUUUAUGUCAAAUUCCUCACUUUUCCUGCAAGUGUCCAACCCCAUUUAAGCCCAUUCUUAAAGUUUAAUUACACAAGUUUACUUUGAAUGCUUGGCAGAUAUCUCUGCAGUGGUCAGGCUUCAGAUAUGGAGCAGGCAAAAAAAUAAAAUAAAAACUGUAGGGAAGGAUGGAUUGAUUGGCUUGAAUGGACAAACUGGUGCACAUGGAUGGAUGGUGAGCAAACUGAUAGAAAGAUGGACAGACAGAUAGAUGAAUGGAUGGAAGGAUGACAGACAAAAGAUAAGCCAAGCGGAUGUGCAAAUGGACAGAUGAAUGAAUAAUCGUGAGCAAACAGAUGGAAGAACGGAUGGACAAAGGGAUGAAUGCAUUGAUUAGAUGAAUGGAUGGAUGAUGAACAAACAGAUGGACUUUAAAACAAUUGAAUUGGGAAAAAAAAAUCCCAAUCUGAAUCUUAUUGCUAAGCAGGAACCCUGUAUACAGACAUAUUGUGAGUCUACCUGUAUAUCCUUGCAACUUCAGUUUUCAUUGUUAAUGGUUUGUAAAGUGUUUAAAGUAUUGAGCAGUUUUUCAUAACUGGCACCUAUAUGAACAAUUUUCAAACUCUUUAAAAAGGCACUGAAAUGAAAAAAAAAGACUACUGUUCAUAUUCUUUAACUAUCGUGCGCAAAAUACAUCAUUUGUGUCAUGACUUAGAUGAACCUUCUGUUAUUUUGAGUCAAUAAAAGUAAUUUCGUCUGAAC
Messenger RNA from Girardinichthys multiradiatus, 3560 nucleotides. Its product is annotated as leucine-rich glioma-inactivated protein 1-like. Lineage: Eukaryota; Metazoa; Chordata; Actinopteri; Cyprinodontiformes; Goodeidae. Gene Ontology annotation, molecular function: protein binding. The coding region runs from base 540 to 2177 and encodes 545 amino acids. The record is from RefSeq and is a predicted model, not a curated record. The transcript has 8 exons. Gene Ontology annotation, biological process: myelination.